AUUCCUCACUGGCGUUUAUGGCAUGGCAGAGGAAGGAAGCAUCGGAAUAGGAGAAACCGAAGAAGAAGCGCCAGCGAUCGACGAUUUCUCCUGCAGCCACCACCAGAUCUCUGCCCUUUGACGAAGAAGCUGAUUGGAACAAUUAUCGUGGCUGGAUUCGAUGGGGAAAGGCCCACUAUCCUUUCGCCGUCUUUCGAGCAUCCGUCACCGGAAGAAAGGUUCUGCGGUUAAGGAUGAAGCUGCUCAUACAUCGGCGCCUUCGUCUCCGCCGCCGCCUCCACCGAUUAAUGCAGGCGGACCGAUUGCGGGAGGGACGGGGAAGGCGAAGAAGAAAACCGGAGGAGCUAGGCUGUGGAUGAGGUUUGAUCGCACUGGUGCGAUGGAAGUGGUGGAGUGCGAUAAGAGUACAAUCAUCAAACGUGCUUCUGUUCCCGCUAGGGAUUUGAGGAUUCUUGGCCCUGUCUUCUCUCACUCUUCUAACAUUCUCGCUAGGGAGAAAGCUAUUGUUGUGAAUUUAGAGGUCAUAAAGGCAAUAGUUACUGCAGAAGAAGUGCUUCUGUUGGAUCCUCUUCGACCAGAAGUUCUUCCACUCGUUGAACGAUUAAAGCAACAGUUUCCUCAGAGGAAUGGGACUGAAAAUGCUCUGCAAGCUUCUGCGAAUGUACAGUCUCCUCUUGAUCCAGAAGCUGCAGAGGGUUUGCAAAGUGAGCUUCCUUUUGAAUUUCAGGUCCUGGAGAUUGCACUCGAGGUUGUCUGCUCGUUUGUUGAUCGCAGCGUGGCUGCUCUUGAGACAGAAGCUUGGCCUGUCCUUGAUGAACUCACUAAAAAUGUCAGCACCGAGAAUCUUGAAUAUGUACGAAGUUUAAAAAGUAAUCUCACCCGCUUGCUAGCCCGUGUACAAAAGGUGAGAGAUGAGCUCGAACAUUUGUUAGAUGAUAACGAAGACAUGGCAGAUUUAUACUUGACAAGGAAGUGGAUCCAGAACCAGCAAACCGAGGCGAUACUUGCAGGGACAGCAUCAAACAGCAUUGUCCCCCCACCGCAUAACACAUCAAAUCUUCACCGGCUCACUUCAAACAGAAGCGCCAGUAUGGUGACGAGCAAUACAGAGGAAGACGAUGUGGAGGAUCUGGAGAUGUUGCUGGAGGCAUACUUCAUGCAACUGGAAGGAAUGCGGAACAAGAUUCUUACAGUGAGGGAGUAUAUUGACGACACAGAAGACUACGUGAAUAUACAACUGGAUAAUCAACGUAACGAAUUGAUCCAGCUGCAGCUGACACUGACCAUAGCCUCGUUUGCAAUAGCCGCAGAGACAUUGUUGGCAAGCUUGUUCGGGAUGAACAUACAUUGUCCAUUGUAUUCCAUAAAUGGCAUCUUUGGCUACGUUGUGUGGAGUGUUACUGCGCUUUGCAUUGUGCUAUUCAUGGUCACCCUUGGUUACGCCAGGUGGAAGAAGCUGCUAGGCUCAUAAUCUCUCUCUCUCUCUCUCUCUCUCUCUCUUACAAACCAUGUGCCACUUGUGUAAUAAAAAAAGGGAACUCACACAUGGUUAAUACAUGAUAAAGUUGUUUCACUCAAAUCGUGUCCAGUGAAGAGGUUAGAGAUUCAUG
This is a messenger RNA of Capsella rubella, 1610 nucleotides long. RefSeq names its product magnesium transporter MRS2-4. Gene Ontology annotation, molecular function: magnesium ion transmembrane transporter activity. The record is from RefSeq and is a predicted model, not a curated record. Gene Ontology annotation, cellular component: membrane. NCBI's taxonomy places the organism in Eukaryota, Viridiplantae, Streptophyta, Magnoliopsida, Brassicales, Brassicaceae. The transcript has 3 exons. Gene Ontology annotation, biological process: transmembrane transport; magnesium ion transport. The coding region runs from base 161 to 1471 and encodes 436 amino acids.